ACGAAUUUAUAAACAUGUUCACAGCCAUGAUCGAUAAGUGUACUUCUUUUUCAGCCGUGCAGAAGCUGUAUUAUCUUAAAGGUUUUUUAAGUGAUGAACCGCUCGAUUUAAUAAAAAAUCUGCCAUUAGAAGACAACAGCUAUCCAGAAGCACUGCGCUUACUGAAAGAACGAUACGAUAAUAAAGUUCGAAUUACGCAAGAACAUGUUAAUGCACUGCUAGAUAUGCCUACAAUCACGCGAUCUAACGUCACUAAUUUACGAAAUUUUAUUUCAGUUGUCAAACAGCAUCUUGCUGCUCUGCAAAACCUGGGUGAGCCUGUAGAUAAGUGGGAUGCCAUAAUUAUUUGCAUCCUAUCUAAGAAGAUCGACCUGCCUACCUACAGAGCAUUUCAACUGGAGCGAAAUAACAAUGUGUCGCCCACGGUAAAGGAAUUCCUAGGUUACGUGGAAAAACGUGCCCUAGCAUUUGAAAACACUGACGUGCAAAAGGGGCCUUCGCAGAGCUUUGUCAGCCAUCCUGUAGCUGCACCAGCAAAGCCGUCAGCGCAUAAGCCUCAGCUGCAAUGUUUAUACUAUUCUUCUGACGCAGACGAAGAAUAAUGGAGACCAAGCUACCAAACAGCCUUUUGUGACUGCGGGCAGUGCAGGUACUUCGGCACCGAGCUUUACAACCUCGAGUGCUGCAGCUUCGAGUACUUCAAUAGCAUGCGCCGCUACACCACAAGGCCCUACACUAGUGCAGACAUCAUUUGGCGUGAUCAUCGGUGGUCGAAUGCAGCUACCUGCAAGAAAAAAGUCUAAACAGGUAAUAUCUUUGCUGUGUAGGGAAGGCAAUGA
Cydia amplana is the source of this 839-nucleotide messenger RNA. RefSeq lists its product as uncharacterized. The coding region runs from base 15 to 602 and encodes 195 amino acids. The transcript is spliced from 2 exons. NCBI's taxonomy places the organism in Eukaryota, Metazoa, Arthropoda, Insecta, Lepidoptera, Tortricidae. The record is from RefSeq and is a predicted model, not a curated record.